Oikopleura dioica is the source of this 1344-nucleotide messenger RNA. Lineage: Eukaryota; Metazoa; Chordata; Appendicularia; Copelata; Oikopleuridae. The record is from the annotation of a GenBank genome assembly.
AUGGUUGGCACGAUAGAACUGGGUGAAGUCACACAGCACAACGUUCGCGUAUUACGGCUGAUAAAUCAGCAAGUGUUUCCCGUUUCCUACAAUCAUAGGGGUCUCUUCCCUGGAAUGGGCGGAGGGGAGCCCAUGGAUAUGUCCGAGGACCAGCGCUUCCAAUCUCUCCAGCAACGCUUCCAGAAUCAUCUGUCACGACCUAUGAUGACGCAGGAGGAGCAAAACCCUCAAAAUCAGCAUUCUGACGAUGACGAAAAUGUUCAAAUCGACACCAACUCGCCAUACAUCAAAGAAGAGCCCGAGUACGUCGGCGAGAUCCCCAAUGAUGCCAACGACUUCUCGAUGGAUAUCUACUCUGAGGGCGCAUUUCACUCGAAGCAUGUUUGCAAAGUUUGCGGAGACAGAGCCUCUGGAAAACACUACGGCUUAUACAGCUGCGAAGGUUGCAAAGGCUUUUUCAAACGCACGGUCAGAAAAGAGCUCUCAUACUCCUGUAGAGAUAACAAACACUGCGUCAUCGACAAGCGACAGAGAAAUAGAUGCCAGUUUUGUCGAUAUCAAAAGUGUCUGACGAUGGGAAUGAAGCGCGAAGCAGUCCAGGGCGAAAUUUCGAAGGACGCCGGCAAAAUGAUGAUGGACUACGAGAACGGAGGGGAGUCGUCUAUGAUGUCCCGAAAUAUUUCAUCUGAAAACGGCGGGCACCCAUUUGAUGAAAUGCCUAUAGAACAGAUCAGAGACGCGGAAAACGAAUUGGACAGGUUAUACCAACAGAAUCAAGGAGUCAACUACGUCACUGAAUAUCUUCGUGCGCUUAUUGAGUGGACAAAGAUGAUUCCGCAGUUUGAGACGUUAAAAACAGACGAUAGAGUUUAUCUAGUGCAGAGUGCCUGGAAUGAAAUCACAAUCGCGGACAUCGCGCAUCGCUCGAUGGAAUUCGAGGAUAAACUGCUCAUUGGAAAGAAUGAAAUCCUCACGCGAGGACAAGCCACAUCGACAAAUGUUGACAUCAUUUUCGGACGCGUUAUUACGGAAUUGGUUUAUAAAAUGAAAGAAAUGAAGCUGGAUCGAACAGAACUUGGUUGCUUGAAGGCGAUCAUUUUGUACAAUCCCGACGUCAAGCAGUUACAAGACCCGCUCCUUGUCGAAGAUUUGCGAGAAAAAGUUUACGCCACGCUAGAGGCUUACUCUAAACAGAAAUACCCGGAGCAACCCGGCCGCUUUGCGAAACUUCUCCUCCGUCUUCCAGCUCUACGAUCGAUUGGGCUAAAAUGCCUUGAAAGCAUGUUCCUGUUCAAGACAGUCGGCGACACGCCUCAAAUCGAGCUGGUCAGAGAUUGUUUCUGA